AUGGCACCAGGGGGAUUAAUUGAAGAGGCAGUGGGAACUGCCAAUCAAGCAGUGGCAUGCGUCGUGCGCGCAAUUAGCGACAUGAGUCUGAGAGUGGCGCCUCAAAAGACAGAGGCGCUAUUCAUACAUGAUGGUACACAUGGAGUGCCACCGAGGGCUCAUGUCGCUGUGAACGACGUUCCCGUCCCCGUCGGCAAAACCCUCAAAUAUCUGGGGCUCACGCUGGACGGGUCUUGGAAUUUUACCGAACACUUUGACCGUCUGGUCAACAAGAUGGACGGGGUAGUAGGGGCACUAUGUCGACUGCUACCAAAUUUGGGAAGACCAGACGGUCGGGUCCGCCGACUGUACAUGGGCAUCGUAAACUCGAUUACCCUGUACGGGGUACCGAUGUGGGCGGAUGUGGCGAUGGCCUCCAAACUAAUCUGUGGCAAGUUUAGACGCGUCCAGAGAAGGAUGGCCAUUCGCUGCAUCCGUGGGUACAGAACAGUGUCCCACGCGGCGGCGAUAACCCUCCACAUGAUGGAGAGCUCUACACAGGUGAUCACAGAUCACGGCUGUUUGCAGAAGUACCUGCGUAGAAUAGGAAGGGCGCGCACGGCGCAGUGUUUCCAUUGCCAGGAUGAUGAGGACACGGCGCAGUACACCCUCGAACCUUGUGCAGCAUUCCUCAAAAACAAAAUCAGGGAAGACUUGUCGCUCCCCAGCGUCAUGAAAAAGAUGCUGGAGAGCGAAGAGGGGUGGAACUCCGUCAUUUCCUUCUACAACAAGGUUAUGAGCCUGAAGGAGGUGGCGAAGAGAGAGUGA
Messenger RNA from Nylanderia fulva, 807 nucleotides. The record is from RefSeq and is a predicted model, not a curated record. Lineage: Eukaryota; Metazoa; Arthropoda; Insecta; Hymenoptera; Formicidae.